Molecule: messenger RNA, 4161 nt
Organism: Dalotia coriaria
Lineage: Eukaryota; Metazoa; Arthropoda; Insecta; Coleoptera; Staphylinidae
Exons: 9
Coding region: 122-4060 (1312 amino acids)
Biological process (GO): protein phosphorylation; IRE1-mediated unfolded protein response; intrinsic apoptotic signaling pathway in response to endoplasmic reticulum stress
Cellular component (GO): IRE1-TRAF2-ASK1 complex
Molecular function (GO): RNA endonuclease activity; ATP binding; protein serine/threonine kinase activity
Source: RefSeq, a predicted model, not a curated record
UUGUUUAUAUUCGGUUUGAAACAUUCAUGUUGAAGGUUGUCGCAUAAGUGACUGAAAGGAUCAAAUAUCAAAGAGAAUGCAUUUGUAAUUACUUGACAAACCGGAAAAGGCGUGUCGGAGGAUGUCGCCGAAACGUACCGCUAUCCGCCAGGGGACGUCCAAGACCGUCACAAUCUACAACAGCGCCGGUAAACGCGAUCGCAAAAUGGCCGGCAACGCUUACGAGCAGACGCGCAAUAGUGCAGAGAAUUGGGAAUUUCAUUUCAAAAUGGCCGAUAUUGAAACUAUUAAGGGGAUCAUCAAAACUAAAAAUAUUAAUGGAGUUCCGUUAAUUAUUGGCGCUGCUGUUCUUAAUCAAAAAGAAACUUUACAGACGUUACUUAAACAUGGAUACAAUAUUAACGAAACAGACAAAAAUAACUUAACACCGUUAGUUUGGGCUGUAAAACUAAAACACCUUGAUAUGAUUCAAUCUUUACUCGAAAAUAAUGCUGAUUCUUCAAUUCGACCACAAAAUGGCGACGAUUUGGCGUGCAUUGCAUUAAGCAGCUCAUUCUGGGACGAACAAUCCUUUUUAACACUCUUUAACUAUCUAAAGAAAUUUAAUUCCGUGGACGUGAAUGCUAUCAACAAAAAUGGCUUGAGUCUUUUACAUCUUGCCGUGCGUCGAGAGUGGAACUCUUUAGUCGAUGUACUCAUUCAAAACGAGAGUAAUGUAAACAUUGCUACGACUAAUGGUGUUACUCCUCUCAUGCUAGCAAGUUAUCGCAAUGAUUUUACAAUCGUCACUCGUCUUUUAAAUCGUGGAGCUGCAGUAAAACGCAGAAAUACUGAUGGUUUUACGGCAUUAUGCUAUGCUUUCUCGUCGGUGAUUACCAAAGAACUACAGCCACCAUUUUUAGUGGUUGAUAAGUUGCAGAUUGAACUGGCCAAGCUAAAAAUUGAUUUAUCAAUAUAUUUAAAGGAAAGAGUAAAAUUAAUGUUGAAUUUUUCUAAAAACCGCCCAAAUGAUCAACCAUCCCCAGAACAAAUGAUGUCACACAUCUGCAUCUUUAUUCUAAAAAACGUCGAAAACGGUUUUGAAUUAAUGGCGGAAGUUCAAAUAGGAAAAGCAAUUAAACAAGCAAUGGAAAAGUUUCUUGAUGACAAAAUUAACCUAAAAUUACCCCUAGUGGUAAUGAAUGUGAUAUUAAAACAUUUGUCUUUCACACAGAACGUGGAAAAUUUAGUAUUGAAAGAAUUCAUAGAUGGCGAAUGUUUUGAUCUUUGUUUAAAGGUUAUGCGUUUAUAUGAAGAAGACGCGAUGUUAUUGCAACUUGCAGUGACGCCUAUAAUAAUCUUCAGCGGAAGUUACGCAGUCGCACAACGUUGGUACGAAGUAAUAAAACGUGACAUUUCACGAUACAUAUCAAAAUAUGAAGAUUGCAUGCAUUUGAUUGAUGGAACACCUGAACAAAUUGCUUUUAUCCGUGAACGUUUAGUUGACUUUAAAUGUAAUAUAUGCAACAUUCAACACACCGAUCUACCCGAGUUGGUAGUCAUAACCUCUGACAAAGAUGUCAAACCUGUUCCUUGUUCGAAGAAAGCCAAACGACGAACAAAAGCUCUCAAAGCUAAACUGUCAAAAAUCAAAACUUCCGAAUUGACUGUGCGGUUCAAUAGUAUUCCUAUUGUUACAAGUCAACAGAGAGUAGUUGAAGUUGAGCGAACCAAUCUUGUGUGUGAUAUGACUUCUGAGGAAGAAAUCCUGUGCGCGAACGCUAUCAAAAUGGCGGUGAGUCUUCUAGAUGAAGACAGUGCAUCCGAAACAUCGGUAGUUUCACCUGCAUCUGGUUCUAGACGUGGUUACAAAGAUCUAUUUAAAACUUCCAUUACACAUACGAAUGACGCGUGUGGUACAAGCAAAAUGGCUGAAAACAAUGAUAACAGGCCUAAAGACACUAAUGAAAACAGUUGGCAGAACAAAAUACGUAACCUACCUUUCCAAAACACAAAAAUAUACAAAUCUCCAAUGAGUCCUAAUGAUUUUAAUCCUCUACAAUGCAACCUACAAAAUGGCGACGUUGAUGCCAUUAUUAAAUAUUUAGAAAACAUAUUAGCGACGAUUCUAGCUCGAUACAAAGCUGCUUGGGAUUUUGAUAUAGGCGCUGAUGUAUCCGAAAAUGAAUAUGAGUGGUUUUUACCAUGUGUUGAAACCGAAAUUGAAGCAAUUCACAGUUUGGAAAAGGAACAACUUAGAUUAGUUUAUCGAGAGUUUCAUACUUUGACGAGAAACGUGAAAGAUUCCUAUGAUAACAAUCCAGAUGCUUGUUUGAAGAUUUUACGUGAUUUAGAAAGGUACCUGUUGACUUAUCCGGUUCGAGGGGUGACGGUGGUUGACAGCGUCGCUCCUCUUGAACUUGUCAAAGUCAAUGUUACAAUGCCAGUGGAUUUCGAGGAGAAAUUAAUACCAUACAUGUCUAGCGUACUGGCUGGUGAAAUCGAAGAAGAUCCUGAGGUACAGAUUAAAUUUAAAGAGCAUUUAACACCAAAUACUGAACUUAAUAGUAUGGGUGACUAUGCGUACCUCAACGAAAUGAAUUCUCAUUUAGUUACGCAUUCACAACCAUCUCAGAGUAUAGCGCAUGCGUCAACGCAUAGCAACAUCCAUGGUUAUACAAAUUCUUCAUCACAAAGAAUGUUAUCAGUAGCAGGAUCAUCUACUUAUAGCCAUUGGGAUACUGACGAUGACGUUGAAUCAUUAACAAACAAUCCAAUCCUUGCGCAAUGUUGUUUUAAAGGUUGUCAUGCUAUUGACUACUCAGAUCAGGAUAAAUCUUCGAAAUGGUGUGCGAUAUUACGUAAUUUAGAGGUGGAGGAAGGACAAGUUUUUCUGAAUGGUAGUAUUCGUCUAUCAAACAUGCAGAAACGUAAAUCGCACUGUCUAUCAUUAAAUGGUAACUUUGUUGGAAUGGAAGUUGGUUUAACGGCUGAUAAUAAACCGAUUGCGGUUAAGAUCAUGUCCAAAAGUGACCCUUGCGCCAUUUUAUUGAAAAGUCAAGUGGACCCAUUACUUAAAUUAAAACAUAAGUAUAUUUUGCCAUAUCAUACAUGCAAGUAUGAUAAUAAUUUAUUGCUACUUGCUACGCCACUGUGUGAAUAUAACCUUGGACAAUACGUGUUGAAAAUGCGGCAACCACAAUCACUUAUUUGUAAGGUUAAUGUCAUUCGCCAAUUGUUACACGGAUUGAUGUAUUUACAUAAUCAAGAAGAACCUAUUGUGCAUGGAAAUUUAAAACCAAGUAACAUUUUGAUUGAUAUUAAUGGCACAGUAAAAGUUGCCGAAUUUGGUAUUUACAAGGCAAAGUUAAAAGUUAAAAAUUUACCAGAAUCCACAAUUAUCUGGUUUGCUACUGAAUUAUACAGUAUGUAUAAAAGUGGUUCACCAUUAACCUGCACCUGCGCGUCGGACAUUCAAGUAGCUGGUAUGUUAGUACAUUUUACCAACAAUGGUGGCGCUCAUCCAUUCGGUAGAACAGUGCCGGAUAUCCUCGCACAUUUACUUGAUGGCACCGUGGAGAUGAUUAACAAUGAUAUGGAACUCUACGAUAUGUUGUCGUGGAUGUUAAUGAAUGAUCCAGCUGACCGACCGACGAUUAACCAGGUUAUGUCGCACAUAUUUUUCUGGUCUUCACAAAAGAAGUGGACGUAUGUUCUAACAUGUUCUGGUUACGGUAUAAUGAAUACAAAUCCAUUGGAUGUUGAAACCCUGCACUCGUCUUUGGAUAAAAUCGCAGAGAAAGAAAAUAUCAGCGGAAAUUGUUGGGUGACGACAGUAAAGAAACAAUAUCCGGAAAUAAGUUUGGCAGACGCAUCUGAUACUCCCUCUGGCUUACUGCGGUUUAUUAAAGACGUCGUCGAAAAUAAGCUGGCAAGUGCCACGUCUGAGAAAGAUCUAUGUUUGAAAGAUUUUAUUUUGAAUACGUUUCCGCAUUUUGUUUUGGCUUUGUACAGAAUGAUUGAGAACUCUGAAUGGUCGGAUCAUAAGGUAUUUAUGCCUUUUCAUAACAGCAUCGAUUAAAAAAUUGCAAAUGGUACUUACAAGAAAUCAAAUUUAAAAAGUUCAAGAUAUUUUAUUCUACGUGUAUUAAUUUUUAACACUUAACAAAUUUUUGAUAUACA